UUCAUCAACUCAAAGUCAGCUCUCAAGAAACAUGCAGAGGUCAGCCAAGAGAUUCAAACAAGAGGGAAGUACCUCAAUGAACAACCCACCGUUGACACCUCCAACUGAGGCGGCGCCACCUCCCCGGCUUACGAGUGAAGAGGAAGUUUCCGUCAUGAUAGCUGCGUUAAAGAAUGUCAUUACUGGUGACACCGCCAAUUGUCAUUUUGAAUAUGCUGCUGCCACUUCUUUAUCACCUUCUUCAACAAGUCUUUCUCAAGGGGACCAGGUGUUAUUUUCAGUUGCUCAAGAUACAGAGACUUGCCAGGUUUGCGGAAUCCAAGGGUGUUUAGGGUGCAAUUAUUUUGGACCGGCCAUGGCGGUGGCCGCGGUGGAUGAAAGGAAGAAAAAAAAUGUGGUAGUGAAGAAAAAGAAGAAGAACUACAGAGGUGUAAGGCAGCGGCCAUGGGGGAAAUGGGCGGCGGAGAUUCGGGAUCCUCGCAAGGCAGCAAGAGUGUGGCUUGGUACAUUUGAGACGGCGGAGGAUGCAGCGCGGGCUUAUGAUAGGGCGGCGAUUGAGUUUAGAGGUCCACGAGCAAAGCUUAAUUUCUCUUUUGCUGAUUACACCGACGCCUCCACCUCCGCCACGGCAGCGGCCGCGGCCAAUCACAAUCAGCAGAAAAUGGUGCAUCAAGAAAAUGCAAGAAAUAACAAGAUUCCGACAGAAAUGAGAGUUGGGACCAGCAAUGAGAAGGAUUUCUGGGAUGCGAUUGGAGAAGAUGAAAUUCAAGAACUGAUGAUGACAAUGAUGAUGGAUUCCAGUGGACAAGAUUCAUCAGAUUCUGCCAGUAGGAUCUAAUAAAUUACAAUAUUAAUAAAAAACCCAUUAUAAUUUAGGUUCUUAUACAUAAAUUUCUGCAUUUUUUUUCUUGUGAAAAAUGUCCCAGCAAAAAUUCCAGAUUGUAUUGCAGCUGACAUAUUUAACAAAUUUAUUAAACAGUAGAAUGGAAUUAUGUGAAUAAAUUCUCUUUGUUUGGAUUA
Olea europaea var. sylvestris is the source of this 1020-nucleotide messenger RNA. Its product is annotated as ethylene-responsive transcription factor ERF109-like. Lineage: Eukaryota; Viridiplantae; Streptophyta; Magnoliopsida; Lamiales; Oleaceae. Bases 32 to 838 code for a protein of 268 amino acids. The transcript has a single exon. The record is from RefSeq and is a predicted model, not a curated record. Gene Ontology annotation, molecular function: DNA binding; DNA-binding transcription factor activity. Gene Ontology annotation, biological process: ethylene-activated signaling pathway; regulation of DNA-templated transcription.